CAUGGAUUUGGAUUUGAUCUCAUCAUACUUACAACUUGUGUAUUGAUAAAAGUGUGUGAGUUAUGUUGUGCAGUGUUUGCAUAAAGGCUCUAGUCACAUUGCACAAGAAAAUGUGAUCACUGGACACAUUGAUACACAUAGAUCAAGUAAGAAGGAAUAUCAUGAGUUAUAGGUGAGCAUUUUUCAUUCAGAACUCUGAACUAUUCACAUGGGCAACAUUGGUAAAGAAGUCGUUGCAUAGUAAGCUUGAAACAUUUUUAUUUUUACACUUUAACAAAAGUGCCCUGACUGUAAGACAGCCUUAGUUACUUGAUACUGAGAUUGUUGACUUGGGAUAGGUGUGUCUUCAUAUAAAGGCUAGACAUUCAAUAUGAGGAUUUCUCAACCUUGGGGUUACUUAUUUUAUUGUCAAACAUGCACUCAUAAAAUAAUUAUCAUCCUAUUAGCAGACAUUCUAACACAGCUCAGUGGUUAAGUCAAGCAGACAUUCCAACACAGCUCAGUGGUUAAGUCAAGCAGACAUUCCAACACAGCUCAGUGGUUAACUCAAGCAGACAUUCUAACACAGCUCAGUGGUUAACUCAAGCAGACAUUCCAACACAGCUAAGUGGUUAACUCAAGCAGACAUUCCAACACAGCUCAGUGGUUAACUCAAGCAGACAUUCUAACACAGCUCAGUGGUUAACUCAAGCAGACAUUCUAACACAGCUCAGUGGUUAACUCAAGCAGACAUUCCAACACAGCUCAGUGGUUAACUCAAGCAGACAUUCCAACACAGCUCAGUGGUUAACUCAAGCAGACAUUCUAACACAGCUCAGUGGUUAACUCAAGCAGACAUUCCAACACAGCUCAGUGGUUAACUCAAGCAGACAUUCCAACACAGCUCAGUGGUUAACUCAAGCAGACAUUCUAACACAGCUCAGUGGUUAACUCAAGCAGACAUUCCAACACAGCUCAGUGGUUAAGUCAAGCAGACAUUCAAACACAGCUCAGUGGUUAACUCAAGCAGACAUUCUAACACAGCUCAGUGGUUGUGUCAAGCUGUCAUUGCAGCUAUGCCUUUUGUCAUGUUACUCUUUUUUCUAUUUAUAACAUGUUUGUAUCACCUUCUGGCUUAAUAUGUUAUAUUAAUUUUUGCUAUACAGUUUGUGGAUCCAUUGAUUUUAUGGAGAUCUGGUGUCAGUAACAAUGAAAAAAAAAUGUUUCAAGGCUCAAUAAAUGAGAAUCAGGGAGUGCUUGUCCUGAACAUCUGCCUGCAGGGCUGCCACUCAAUUUUUUUUUAGUUCCAAGAUUUGGUCAAAACAUUUCCCAAGAUUUCCCAAGGUCAUGAAAAUAUGAUUUUUUUUAUUUUUUUUAAAGGAUCUUGGGAUUUUAUUUUUUUAAAAAGUGAGUUUUGGCCCUGAGUGAAGUAGUGAAUUCCCAAGAUCUUGGGGAAUUUCCCAAGGUGUGGCAGCACUGUCUGCCUGACAAUAAUUCUGAAUACUGGAACUUUCAAAUGAAGUCAAGGGAACAGUACACCAUUUAGCUCAAAAGUGUGUGUGUGUGUUAGUUGUAUUGUGUGUGUGUUUGUUGAAAGAGUUUAAAAUGUCAAACACCUCCCAGGACAGAUUGCUGGGGAGCAAGGGUCUAAUGUUUAUUUUUUGGAAGAACAAUAAUUUACAAAAAAAUGGUCUAUUUUAUUUGUAGUCAAAAAUGAAUUUGAGAAAAUGUGGUAUUAAUAAAUAAGCUAAGUGUAGCUUACUUUCUGCAAUAAGCAACUAUGUGAAAUGUUCUGUUUAUAUGUCUAAUGAAAUGAAUUUUGUAUGUUUAUAUUAGAUGUACUGCAAAGUAGUAAUGCAAUAAAGAUGCCUGGGGCGCCUACAUAUUAAUUGCAAAGCCGAAUAUCAAUAUGAGGUUAGUGUAAACAUCUCAAGCUUACAUUUCCAAUGCUAAAAACAAAGGCCAAUAACACCUGUUAAAUCUCAACCAGGCAGACUUGUUCAAUAAACAAAUCUAGAGGAGAUUACUCAUAUACACUCAUUAUCUUAGACUACAGGAUUGUGAAACAUAAAAUAAAAUAAUAUAUUCAGUUAAAUCUUAGGUGUUGAAAAAUGUCAUUUAAUUCAAGGUACACUUUUCUUAUUUUUGUCUUAAAAUUUUGUUAUGUCUAGCCAUAAAUAGCAGAUCAUUAGAACUCUAUUUAAAAAUAGUUGUUUUCCAUGCAUGAAUCUGUAUGACAGCUUGUGCAAUCAGCUUCCAUCAAGGCGUUUUAUAAGGGCAUUCUCAAGAUGAUAGUUCGAUUCUUUGUCUAAUUUUCAUUAUCUUUGUCAGAAGUUUUUGUAUAUUCUCAUAAAAUGAUAUAUUUUAUGCUAACAAAUCCUUGAAAUUAGCUACAAGCCCCAAUCUCUCUUCCCCCCCCCCCUCCAAAAUUUUUCUCUUUAAAAAAAUACUAAAGUAUCUCCGUCCCCUGAUAUCUCUGUCAUUUGUCCAAAGUUUUUUUAAUUUCUCAAAAAAAGAUAUAUUUUAUGCCAACAAAUCCUUGAAAUUAGCUAACAGCCCCCAUCCCCCUUCCCCCCCCCCCCUCCAAAAUUUUUCUCUUUAAAAAAAUACUAAAGUAUCUCCGUCCCCUGAUAUCUCUGUCCCCAGAUUUUUCUGUUCAGAUUUUUCAACUUCCAAUAAAUGUAACCAUAAGGAUAAGGCUAUUCUUUCCAUUUUAGCCUGUUGCUGUAAUUCUUGGUUUGAAUUAACCCUGACAGCAUAUAUUACUUUCAAUGUGUGACUCUAUACAUUUUUUCUCAAAGCUUCUCAUUGAUGAAUGCUGUUUAGUACUCAUUUAUUCUAUCCUAUCAAUAGCAUGUUUCUGUUGUUGGUACCAAUAUCACUUAAAAUGUGGAUUAUUUCAACGUGAAACACAUAAGGACCAUUGCAUUUUAGUUUAACCCAAUGAUUAUGAAUGGUUAAAAAAAAAGUUUUUUUUAAAUGUUGUAACAAAUAUGCUUCUAGAAGUGGUUGUCAGUCAGCCUCAUAACUUUCAAUCAUUUCAAAGUGUGGCACUUAAGAUCUUGGGUGUCAGAGUCAGCCUCAUAACUUUCAUGCAUUUCAAAGUGUGUCACUUAAGAUCUUGGGUGUCAGAGUCAGCCUCAUAACUUUCAUGCAUUUCAAAGUGUGUCACUUAAGAUCUUGGGUGUCAGAGUCAGCCUCAUAACUUUCAUGCAUUUCAAAGUGUGUCACUUAAGAUCUUGGGUGUCAGAGUCAGCCUCAUAACUUUCAUGCAUUUCAAAGUGUGUCACUUAAGAUCUUGGGUGUCAGAGUCAGCCUCAUAACUUUCAUGCAUUUCAAAGUGUGUCACUUAAGAUCUUGGGUGUCAGAGUCAGCCCCAUAACUUUCAUGCAUUUCAAAGUGUGUCACUUAAGAUCUUGGGUGUCAGAGUCAGCCUCAUAACUUUCAUGCAUUUCAAAGUGUGUCACUUAAGAUCUUGGGUGUCGGAGUCAGCCUCAUAACUUUCAUGCAUUUCAAAGUGUGUCCUUCAGGCUCAUGGGGUUCAGCCUCAUGGGUGUCACCCUCAUUACUUUCAUGCAUUUCAAAGUUUGCUACAUCAUAUUUUAAAAAAAAACGAUGAUAUAACUAUUGUUAUUGAAACUUUGAUGUGUAUAGUUCAUAUAUAUUAUUACUUUGUUGUUGUAGAACUAAAGCACUUUCAAACUGUUUGUAACUCCAACCUGUCAUAUCUUAAAUAUCCAAACACAAAUGUCUCAAACCAUCUUGCAAAGCUGUUUGUACAGUACCAGCAGUUGGCAAAGAUUUCUCUCUCUUUACUGGCAAAACGUUCCUGUUAAGUGAAACACAUUCUGUUUAUUUGAUGGAUUGUGUCUCUUAAUAAGCAGCUCCUGGUCAAAUUAAAUGGAAUUAAAAUAUCCUUCUAAUGAUACACACAUGCUGUCCUUGUCUAAGUGAUUGCACACAUGUGUUGGACAGAUCUUUCAAAUGGUAACAUGUUGUGUGUUUACAAAUUCUACCCACAUACUGUCAUUGACUAACUGAUUACACACAUGUUGGGAAUAAUAUGGUACACAUGUUAUGUGUCUUCUUGAUGAUACACACAUGCUGUCAUUGUUUAAGUGUCUUCUUGAUGAUACACACAUGCUGUCAUUGUUUAAGUGUCUUCUUGAUGAUACACACAUGCUGUCAUUGUUUAAGUGUCUUCUUGAUGAUACACACAUGCUGUCAUUGUUUAAGUGUCUUCUUGAUGAUACACACAUGCUGUCAUUGUUUAAGUGUCUUCUUGAUGAUACACACAUGCUGUCAUUGUUUAAGUGUCUUCUUGAUGAUACACACAUGCUGUCAUUGUUUAAGUGUCUUCUUGAUGAUACACACAUGCUGUCAUUGUUUAAGUGUCUUCUUGAUGAUACACACAUGCUGUCAUUGUUUAAGUGUCUUCUUGAUGAUACACACAUGCUGUCAUUGUUUAAGGGAUUAAAAACAUAAUUUGGAUAAAUAUGGUAGCAUGUUGUGUGUCCUACUGUAUGGUAGCAUGUUGUGUGUCCUACUGUAUGGUAGCAUGUUGUGUGUCCUACUGUAUGGUAGCAUGUUGUGUGUCCUACUGUAUGGUAGCAUGUUGUGUGUCCUACUGAUGCUGUCCUUUUAGUUACAAGAUUAUUGCUUAUAGGUUCCUAAUUCCUUCACUUGUUGGUGAACAUUACAUAGAGCUUACUGCUAUAGGUUCCUGAUUCCUUCACUUGUUGGUGAACAUUACAUAGAGCUUACUGCUAUAGGUUCCUGAUUCCUUCACUUGUUGGUGAACAUUACAUAGAGCUUACUGCUAUAGGUUCCUAAUUCCUUCACUUGUUGGUGAACAUUACAUAGAGCUUACUGUUAUAGGUUCCUAAUUCCUUCACUUGUUGGUGAACAUUACAUAGAGCUUACUGCUAUAGGUUCCUAAUCCCUUCUCUUGUUGGUGAACAUUACAUAGAGCUUACUGCUAUAGGUUCCUAAUUCCUUCACUUGUUGGUGAACAUUACAUAGAGCUUACUGUUAUAGGUUCCUAAUCCAUUCACUUGUUGGUGAACAUAACAUAGAGCUUACUGCUAUAGGUUCCUAAUCCCUUCUCUUGUUGGUGAACAUAACAUAGAGCUUACUGCUAUAGAUUCCUAAUUCCUUCACUUGUUGGUGAACAUUACAUAGAGCUUACUGUUAUAGGUUCCUAAUCCAUUCACUUGUUGGUGAACAUUACAUAGAGCUUACUGCUAUAGGUUCCUAAUUCCUUCACUUGUUGGUGAACAUUACAUAGAGCGUACUGCUAUAGGUUCCUAAUUCCUUCACUUGUUGGUGAACAUUACAUAGAGCUUACUGCUAUCGGUUCCUAAUCCCUUCUCUUGUUGGUGAACAUAACAUAGAGCUUACUGCUAUAGGUUCCUAAUUCCUUCACUUGUUGGUGAACAUUACAUAGAGCUUACUGCUGUAGGUUCCCAAUUCCUUCACUUGUUGGUGAACAUAACAUAGAGCGUACUGUUAUAGGUUCCUAAUUCCUUCACUUGUUGGUGAACAUAACAUAGAGCUUACUGUUAUAGGUUCCUAAUUCCUUCACUUGUUGGUGAACAUAACAUAGAGCUUACUGUUAUAGGUUCCUAUUCCCUUCACUUGUUGGUGAACACAACAUAGAGCUUACUGCUGUAGGUUCCCAAUUCCUUCACUUGUUGGUGAACAUAACAUAGAGCGUACUGUUAUAGGUUCCUAAUUCCUUCACUUGUUGGUGAACAUUACAUAGAGCUUACUGCUAUAGGUUCCUAAUCCCUUCUCUUGUUGGUGAACAUAACAUAGAGCUUACUGCUAUAGAUUCCUAAUUCCUUCACUUGUUGGUGAACAUUACAUAGAGCUUACUGUUAUAGGUUCCUAAUCCAUUCACUUGUUGGUGAACAUUACAUAGAGCUUACUGCUAUAGGUUCCUAAUUCCUUCACUUGUUGGUGAACAUUACAUAGAGCGUACUGCUAUAGGUUCCUAAUUCCUUCACUUGUUGGUGAACAUUACAUAGAGCUUACUGCUAUCGGUUCCUAAUCCCUUCUCUUGUUGGUGAACAUAACAUAGAGCUUACUGCUAUAGGUUCCUAAUUCCUUCACUUGUUGGUGAACAUUACAUAGAGCUUACUGCUGUAGGUUCCCAAUUCCUUCACUUGUUGGUGAACAUAACAUAGAGCGUACUGUUAUAGGUUCCUAAUUCCUUCACUUGUUGGUGAACAUAACAUAGAGCUUACUGUUAUAGGUUCCUAAUUCCUUCACUUGUUGGUGAACAUAACAUAGAGCUUACUGUUAUAGGUUCCUAUUCCCUUCACUUGUUGGUGAACACAACAUAGAGCUUACUGCUGUAGGUUCCCAAUUCCUUCACUUGUUGGUGAACAUAACAUAGAGCGUACUGUUAUAGGUUCCUAAUUCCUUCACUUGUUGGUGAACAUUACAUAGAGCUUACUUUUAUAGGUUCCUAAUCCCUUCACUAGUUGGUGAACAUAACAUAGAGCUUACUGCUGUAGGUUCCCAAUUCCUUCACUUGUUGGUGAACAUAACAUAGAGCGUACUAUUAUAGGUUCCUUAUUCCUUCACUUGUUGGUGAACAUUACAUAGAGCUUACUGCUAUAGGUUCCUAAUCCCUUCUCUUGUUGGUGAACAUAACAUAGAGUGUACUGCUAUAGGUUCCUUAUUCCUUCACUUGUUGGUGAACAUUACAUAGAGCUUACUGCUAUAGGUUCCUAAUCCCUUCUCUUGUUGGUGAACAUUACAUAGAGCUUGCUGUUACUACUUCCUACUCAACUGUUCUUUUGAUUCAAUUUGAAAAGAUUUGUGUCCACACCGUUGUGUUUCUCUUUUAGGCAAAUGGAUGACCGGAGGGUGGCUGACUACUUUGUGGUGGCCGGGCUCGAUAAAAACAACCAGAAGCUCUUGGACGACGCUCACGGUGAUGAUGUUAAACCAGCCGGCCGAGACCCCAUCACAGACAUCACAGUCAUCAAUAGGUUAGAACAAUGGCUGACAGAAUAGACUAGAAGAGAGGAAUCCUUUUAGAACUAUUUCUAAAUGGUUUUUAACUGAGUUCAAAUAGGAAAGGCUAUGGCGAAAAAAACAACUUAAGUGCCUCUCAUUUUUCUUUAUGAGGCAGUGUUUCCCUAAUGAGGGGGGGUGACAAUUUCAAUCAUGAGACAUUAAAAAGAAUAGUCGAUCACUGUCCUGUUUGUUGUUUGUUUAUUACAAUACAAAAGUAUUUCACUGAUUAUAAGUUCCUUCCUACAAUGUUGAAUCUGGACUAAGAAGGAAGGAAAAUCAAAUUCAAUCUUCCCAAUGGCAGCACCAAAUUAGAUUAACAUUCUCAUGUCCCAACCAUUUUUACACCACAGAUAUAUUACACCAGGUAUUUCCGUAACAUAAAGGGAAAUAUUACACUCCUAAUUCACUUGCAGUAUUUUUAAGAACCCCGUUAGGCGCAGUUGUAUUGAGUUUUAUUUUGCAUCUGUGAAUAUAAAUGUUGAAAAGCUGGUCUAACCCAAUUAUUAUAAAUGGUUUUUAAAAAAAAAAUGUAACAAAUAUGCUUCAAGAAGUUGAGUCCGAAUUCAAAAUAUUUUCUCACUUGAGUUUGUCACUCAAGCUUAUUGGUUUCAGCCUCAUUACUUUCAUGCAGUUCAAAGUUUGUCACUCAAGCUCAUGGCAAUAACAAAGGAAAUCUCUUAAGAUUUUUAGUGUUAUGUUACUUGUUCUACUUCUAUUUGUCUUGUUUGCUGAAGAAGGCUCUGAGCCGAAACGUCCAAAUCUUAUUGUCCUGUCUAUUGAUUCAAGUUUAGCAUACCUUGUUGUUAUAUUUCAUUGACACAACUUGAAUGCAGUCCAUCAAUUGUUAUCUUUUAUCGUUGGUAACAUUAGUACAUAGACUUAUGUAUUUUGAUAUGCAUUUUAAUCAAUGAGAAUCUUUUGCUCUGAAUGCAGGAGUUUAGGUGAAAAAAUACCCAAAGGUUAUGAGUGUAUUGAGCAGACGCCAACAGGGUACCCGGCCAACCUCAAUCAUGGCAGCUUGCGAUGUCCAGACAUGUUUAUUUGUUUCAGGAGAGGGAGGGACAAACCACCUCUUAAAGACUUGGGGUUAGUACAUCUAUCAUGUCAUCUAUCUGUAACAGGACUGGGGUUAGUACAUCUAUCAUGUCAUCUAUCUGUAACAGGACUGGGGUUAGUACAUCUAUCAUGUCAUCUAUCUGUAACAGGACUGGGUUUAGUACAUCUAUCAUGUCAUCUAUCUGUAACAGGACUGGGGUUAGUACAUCUAUCAUGUUAUCUAUCUGUAACAGGACUGGGUUUAGUACAUCUAUCAUGUCAUCUAUCUGUAACAGGACUGGGUUUAGUACAUCUAUCAUGUCAUCUAUCUGUAACAGGACUGGGGUUAGUACAUCUAUCAUGUUAUCUAUCUGUAACAGGACUGGGUUUAGUACAUCUAUCAUGUCAUCUAUCUGUAACAAGCCUGAUUUAGUACAUCUAUCAUGUCAUCUAUCUGUAACAGGACUGGGGUUAGUACAUCUAUCAUGUUAUCUAUCUGUAACAGGACUGGGGUUAGUACAUCUAUCAUGUUAUCUAUCUGUAACAGGACUGGGGUUAGUACAUCUAUCAGAUCAUUUACCUGUAACAGGACUAGGGUUAGUACAUCUAUCAUGUCAUCUAUCUGUAACAGGACUGGGUUUAGUACAUCUAUCAUGUCAUCUAUCUGUAACAGGACUGGGGUUAGUACAUCUAUCAUGUCAUCUAUCUGUAACAGGACUGGGGUUAGUACAUCUAUCAUGUUAUCUAUCUGUAACAGGACUGGGGUUAGUACAUCUAUCAGAUCAUUUACCUGUAACAGGACUGGGGUUAGUACAUCUAUCAGAUCAUUUACCUGUAACAGGACUGGGGUUUGUACAUCUAUCAGAUCAUUUACCUGUAACAGGACUGGGGUUAGUACAUCUAUCAGAUCAUUUACCUGUAACAGGACUGGGGUUAGUACAUCUAUCAUGUUAUCUAUCUGUAACAGGACUGGGGUUAGUACAUCUAUCAGAUCAUUUACCUGUAACAGGAUUAUUGAAAAAAUAUACAAGUAUUUCCUGAUUAUUGAAAUAGAAAUUAAGGGGGGGGGGUUAAGGUGCUCUAUUUCUUUCCAUUAAAACACCACACUAAGCCAAGUCAAGCUUAUAAAAACUUAAUAAUCAUUAAUAAAUAUAUAUCUUAAUGUGCCUCAACACCUUAAAAGAGUAUUCAAUAGAUGAAAUGACUUCUAUCCUCAGUUAAUACACAGUGACAGUGGUAUAUAAAAAAAGGGAUAAGAAGUUAUUAAAAUUAAAAAAACACCAGUUCUUCCUUGAAUAAAUUAAUUAAAAUAAGAAUAUAAACUUGAAAUCAGUUUCUUAUAUCUAAGAAGGUUAGAAGCACACAUGAACAUUUGUAGAGAACCGAUCAACCAGUUGAUUGCGCUGAGUUCAAUUAUAACUACACCAAACUGAGUUGCACACUUAUGAAAUAGCUGUCCAAAUGUGAAUCAAACAUCUUCUCAAUGUGCAGAGUAGCUGUUCAACCAAAUGUUAAUCAAACAUCUUGUCAAUGUGCAGAAUAUUGUAUGAAGGAAAGGAACGUGUCAUGGAAGGCUGUGAAGUGGUCAGCACAACAAUGGAAGGACAUCCGGCCAAUGUCAACAACAGCAACAGCAGCAGAACAUACAUCACUUUCAGACGGGCUGAGAAGUCAGCUCCAAGUGAUACACUGGUUGUAGUGGAUAUCUGUAUUAUUCUAGGAAACAGGGUAAAUAUCCUAGUUAGAAUUUGUUUGCCCCAAAAAAAACAAAUUAAAAUAUUCAUGACUUCAGUAGUAGAAUUGUUAAUUUGCAUCUAUCGCUUUCAUCCUUGACUUUGAGACACACAGUUGUAGCACCUCAGUAGUAUUAAUAAUAAUAAUAAUAAAGUUCAUUUCAAAAACACGCUUCAUCCCCAAAGGCUCGAAGCGCUGUACAAAGUCAACAAAAUACAAAUCUAUAAUUUACCACAUUUAAAACAAACGCAACACUACAAAAACUAAUUACUAGCAUACAAUUGCAAAGUCUUUCUAGCCAUUUCAACCCCAAGCAACACAGCCAUUAUGCAUUAACUGGAAAAUAAGGUUGACAAUCAUCCCAGAAGGUGUUUGCGAAAUAGGUGUGUCUUUAAAUUGGUUUUAAAGGACUCCAGUGUCUGGUUGUUUCUGAGAUCGACAGGAAGGGCGUUCCAAAUUGUUGGACCAGCAAAUGCGAAAGUGCGCUUUCCGUAAGUCUCAAGGCAAACACGUGGUGUCGAGAGUUUGCCACUAUCGGAUGAGCGGAGCUCUCUAGUGGGUACAUAAGGCGUAAGCAGCUCUUUCAGAUAGGACGGCGCCAGGUUAUGUAAGCAGCGGUAGCACAACGUUGCGAUUUUGUACUCUAUGCGAGGACGCACCGUCAGCCAGUGCAGCUCUCUCAGAAGUGUUUUUGCAUGGUCGAACUUGCGUUUGCGGAGAACAAUGCGAGCCGCAUUAUUCUGUGCUAUUUGAAUUUUAUCCAGGAGCGUAGCUGGAAGACCCACCAUGAGAGCAUUGCAAUAGUCCAUGCGUGAUAGCACAAAUGCAGACAUCAGCCUCUUUGUUGCAUCAAUUGUUAGGAAGGGCCUGAUGUGACUAAUCCUGUUGUGACUAGUAGAAUUGUUAACUUGCAUCUAUCGCUUUCAUCCUUGACUUUGAGACACACAGUUGUAGCACCUCAGUAGUAGAAUUGUUAACUUGCAUCUAUCGCUUUCAUCUUGACUUUGAGACACACAGUUGUAGCACCUCAGUAGUAGAAUUGUUAACUUGCAUCUAUCGCUUUUAUCCUUGACUUUGAGACACACAGUUGUAGCACAUAACUAAACUACUGCAUGGGUUAUUUUAUCUUGAUAAUUAGGAGAUAAAAUAUCAAAUUUUAAUAUUAACCCUUUAACUGCCAAGUGCAUUUUUCUGUAGAGUCAAGCCAUUUUAAGAAUUUCCAUAUGCUUGUAAAAUAUGACAAAAUCCAAUUACUAAAUGAAUUCAGAGACCCUUACAAUUAUGCAUUUUCUGAAAAUAAAUUGGACAAGGGAUUUUAUGGUAUGAAAAGAAUUUGUUUUAAUAUUAUUUAUGUUGAUUUUGACCUUGACAGAAUGAUUAAAGUUUUACUACUCAACUUCUGAAUUCAACCAAAACUUAAACUCCAUAAUUUUUUCAAACUAAAAUAAAAUCAAGUUUAUGAAAUACUAGAAGCAAUAUUCGUUCAGAAAAUGUCAAGUUAUAGGUAAUUAUAUUGAAUAUUGUAAUAUUCGUGAAUUUUUUUCAUUCAUCACCUUCAAAUUUCUGACAUACAAAGUGCAAGAAGGUAGGGAUGAAAUGAGUUCAAAAAUUCCUUUUUAAAAUGAAGUUAUUAAAUCCAUUUAAUGCUCCAGAACAUACACAAACAUGAAGGUCUUUGAAACUCUUUUGGGUAAGUCUUUGGGAUCCAAUCUUUGUCUUUUCUGUUCGAUUUCCACCCUUUCCCUAACGACGUUGUCUGUAACAAUAUUACUAAGCUUAGGGCUAAAAUUGUCCAAAUUUAACUCUUGUGUCACCAUCACUAAUCCAUUUUAAAUAAUAAUUCCAAUAAAGAAAGUCUGUGUUGAUGUUGCAUUCUGGUGGGGGGCGCUCUUUCCAGCAUAAGCCAUUAUGGCAAAAAAUCUCUCCAGCAUAAGCCAUUAUGGCAAAAAAUCUCCCCAGCAUAAGCCAUUAUGGCAAAAAAUUGAGCAAAUGUCACACCUGAUUAAUCACAAAUCAAGCCCUGAUAAAAGCCUCGUUAACACACAGAUAGAAAAGUAAACAGGAAGCAGACUCAUUUAUAUAGAGGGAUUUCCCCUUAACCAAUAUACUUUAAAACAUUCCUGUCAAAUAUUUCGUUGUCUAAUAUAUUCCGAUGUCAAAAAUUCCAGUGUUCUAUUAUAUUCUGAUGUCAAAUAUUCUGUCUAACCUUAUGUCAGACUAGUUUGUUUUGGAUAUAGUCUCUCACUUGGUCACCACACUGACUAGUGUAAGUGUUUUUUAUACAGUACGUUUAUUUCAAUUAACUCAAAGGCUGCAAGGUUCAUUGUACACUAUGCGUUUAUUUCACUGUGCUAAACAUCCACUUGGGACACAAUGCGUUUAUUUCACUGUGCUAAACAUCCACUUGGGACACAAUGCGUUUAUUUCACUGUGCUAAACAUCCACUUGGGACACAAUGCCUUUAUUUCACUGUGCUAAACAUCCACUUGGGACACAAUGCGUUUAUUUCACUGUGCUAAACAUCCACUUGGGACACAAUGCCUUUAUUUCACUGUGCUAAACAUCCACUUGGGACACAAUGCGUUUAUUUCACUGUGCUAAACAUCCACUUGGGACACAAUGCGUUUAUUUCACUGUGCUAAACAUCCACUUGGGACACAAUGCGUUUAUUUCACUGUGCUAAACAUCCACUUGGGACACAAUGCCUUUAUUUCACUGUGCUAAACAUCCACUUGGGACACAAUGCGUUUAUUUCACUGUGCUAAACAUCCACUUGGGACACAAUGCGUUUAUUUCCCUGUGCUAAACAUCCACAUGGGACACAAUGAAGUUGCUUCCUAAUUACACCCAGCAGAAAAUAUUAACCUUAAAAGACUUCAAAGAAAAUCUAACCCAAACUAUUAUCUCUCUCGCUCAAAAUCAUUCUCUCCCUUUAUAACCCCAAAAAAAUCCACCCACCCGUCCUUGACAUGAAAAGAGUUCACACUAGCUCACUAAACUUACCUGUCAACAUCACCACACACACUGCACCUCUGAUGCCAUGACCUUGACAAUUCCCAUUUUAUUGACAAUUUUGCCAGUGGCCAAUUAUUAAUUGGCCUUGUUACCACAGAAAGGGGUUUAAUUGGCCGUUCUGAGAGUUUUAGAGUUAGAUAAAGUAUCCCAGAGAUCCUUGAGGAAGGAACUGUCUUAUAUAUUUUUACUUUACAUCAGGGUGAAGAGCCACCUCUGACUUUCUUGAAAAUAUUGAAAAACUUGAACAAGGGCAUGGUGAGUAGACAAUUAUAAUUAUAUUUUGUAUAUAUAAUUAUAAUUAUUAUUAUAUGUAUAAUUAAUUAUACUUAUAUUAUAUUAUACCUGAUAUUGACUUCAUGUCAGUAAUCAAACAAGAGUUGUUCAAAAAUACUAAUACAUUUCUAAAUUAUUAUAGAAAUUAUAGACUUAUUCUGUGGAGUUGAGUGGUGCAUAAGACUAUUUUGAUGAGCUUGUGUAAUGAAGAUGUAUUGUCACCAGGUCAUCUUACCCUUUUAAUAAUGUUGUACUUUUCAAGUUCGUUUAGAAAUUAAUAUCUCUUAAUAAUUUUGUUUGUUCACCAACGCAUGAAUAAAUAUGAAAUAAAUAUACACACGACUAAAAGAAAAUAAAUAAACAGAAUUGUGAAUGAUUUGACCUAAUACUUGUUCACAGCUGGGCUCAGAUGUUUAUCUUUGUUACAAGAAAGCUAUGGUUAAAUCAGAUGCUCUGGCUUACAAUGCUUGUAAGUACAUAUGGACACAUUAAGCGCCCUUAUACAUACACAAUAUAAGUCUGAAUGAGUCAGAAUCCAGCUCUUGUAUAUUUUUUUUUUUAUUCUCGGGCGUUGGUUAUUGUUAUUGCCUCAUACAAAAGCCUAAUUCUCUACCGGUCUGUUUAUAAUAUUUCUGUCUCUUUAUCCUCUUGUUACUUCCAACAUUUGCACCAGGUGAACCCUGAUACCUAAGGCUAAGAUUUGUGUGUUUGUUUAUCAUAAUCCUACAGCUGUUCUGGGCCGCUAUCCCCUGGAAGAUUACAAUGAGUUUCCACUGCCGCAGACCGUAUCCAUGUUCUGUCUGCCCAUGGGAGCAACCGUCGAGGUUUGGGCUGCAGGUGCCCAGCACCCGGUUCCCAGCUUUUCAACAUUUAUAUUCACUGGAGCAGGGGGCGAGAAGGUAGAUAUUGAUUGGUGGUUCUUGGUUUAACCUAGACAUUGCUUGGUGGUUCUUUGUUUAACCAUGGCUUUUUUUAUCAAUCGAUUAUAGAAGUUAGGACAUAUUUUAAUUAUGAAGGUUGGGAUAUUUCCUGGGUAUUAAAUAAUGAAGGUAGAGCCAUUUCCUGGGUAUUUAAUUAUGAAGGUAAAGCCAUUCACUUCAUGGGUAUUUAAUUCAAUUGUGCAAUGCUGUAUAUAACUUUUGUUGCUAAAAUAUUGUAAAACACACAGACCACCCCCAGCCAUGACCCAAAAUUCCACCAACAAUUUGAAGACAUCAUAGCUUUACAGGGUUUUUAAUGGUCAGCUUCAGACACACUUGAGACAUCACGGGUCUCAAAAAAAUAAGCCAUUAAAAUGUACACAUCUAAGACUAAUGGAUGUUUCAAUAAAAUUUUUAAAGUGUUUAUGCUAACAAUACACACUGGUGUUAUUUUAUGAACACUGCAAAGUAGCCUCACUGAAUGUAAGGAAAGCCACAAGUAUGUAAACAAUUAUAUUUUUCUCCCUCUCAGGUGUAUGGGGCAGCUGUGAGUUUCUAUGAAGAAUACAAUGAAGAGAACCUGAGUGACCAACAGAUGAGAUCCUUAGGCUUAAAGAAUCGCCAAAUUAGGCAGCAGUUACCUAUCUUGAAGACGGUUCAUGUCAGAAAGGCCAUUGCACUACUUUCUCACUGGCCUUUCUUUGAUGCCUUCAAAAAAUUCCUCUCUCAGCUGUAUAAGAUUUCCAUCACUGGUCCUCACACUGUCCCCAUGGAAAGACACAUUUCUCAUUUUAUGUAUGAUGUCCCCUACCCGUCACCAGAAAGACCCAGAAUUCUAGUUCAGCUGACCCAUGAUUCCCUCUCACUGUGCAUGCCGGAAGAUUCACCACUACCUCAGAGGUUAUCCAACAUGCUAGUUAUAUUUUAUUUGUCUCAAAUUCUUUAUUGAUGAUGAUUAUCUUUUAUUAAGUGUUGAAAUGUCCAAUACACAAAUUUCUUUUUCUCAGGUCUGUACGCCUGUCAUUUAUUUGUUAAAAGUGUCAAGUAUUAACUUAUGUUAACUUAUGUUAACUUAUAUUUAGGUCUUCCAAAUAAGAAUCUUAUGUUUAUAGGAUGAUGGCCCAAAUUGUAUUUUUAAUCAUCCUAUUUCACAGUGGAGCGUCUUUUAUCACUAUGUUACGGAAUCUUGGUCCUGAGUUAACGAUGAAUCUUCUGGUGUUUGUUCUGCUAGAGACCAAAAUUUUGCUGCAUUCACUUCGGCCUACUGUUUUAACAGAAGUCGCUGAGGCUGUAUCCACUGUAAGUGUCCACUCAAAUUUCUGGCUAAAGAAUUCAUGUUCUAAACAUAACGUUGCACCAACUUAUGUGACUAAUGAAAGUAUUUUUUCUUUCCAGAUGAUCUUCCCAUUCCACUGGCAGUGCCCUUACAUCCCCCUGUGUCCACUGGGGCUCUCAGAUGUACUCAAUGCUCCAUGUCCAUUUAUUGUUGGUGGGUGCAGCUUAUACAAGAGAUAAUUAAUUCAGAUUACUUUUUGAUUGCGCCACAGAAGGCGGGUUUUUUAAACUACACUUGAAAUUCAUGAUAUUGACUUUUCAUUUAAUAAACAAUUAAAUGAAGUAAGUUGAAACAAAGAAGUCUACAUUGUAAGUGGAUUUAUGUCGUGAAUUGAUAAAUCAUUAAAUUGAGUUCAUAUUUGAGAUUUUUUAACAGCUCUCCUGGUUUAGUCAAAGCGGCUGAUAUUCUUGUAUUGAUUAAAUUGUGUGCUGCUGAAGAGAUUACUUUUGAGUCAUUUUAAUAAAUUGAAUAUUGAUUCUUGUUCAGGUGUUGAUUCUCGCUACUUUGACCUCUAUGAUCCACCACCAGAUGUUGUCUGUGUCGACCUAGAUACCAGCAGAAUUUCUCAGUAAGCUAUUGCUAGUAACUUUGAAGAAUUUAUAAGACUGUUGGACUGCGAUAAAGCUUUAAAAUAGAUUGAUUAGACAUAAACAAUUUGUGUCUAUAUUACAAUGCAUGUUAAGCUUUAAUAAUAUUUUUACAUAAUACACAAAUAGACAUUUCGGCACAUGCCUUCAUCAGUACAACAACGAAACAUUUAAAUAAGUAUAUAUUAAAUUUACAUAAUAUAUAUAUAUAUAUAAAUAUAUCCUACCUAAAAAAAGAGAAAAAUAGGAGUUGGCACAAAAACGAGACAGAAACAAAGUAAAGAAGAAUGGAAAGGAAGUGACUUGGAGUAAAAUGUAAAAAACCAAACAGGAAAAAGACGUGGCAGUUACGUAAAAUUGUGGACUUGGUUUAUCCCGUAUGGAGUCAACGUACCAAAUCUUGUUAUUAAUUUAUUCUCCAUAUAGACCCUAUCAGGUGUAUUACAUGUAUACAGUAUACCAGUAACUGCAAUGUCUGAAAUUCCAUCAUGGUUAGUUCUAUUGAAAUGUUUGGAGACCGGACAGAGAGCCUGUUUAUUUAUGUUAUAGAGGUGUUCUCUAAACUGAUUUCCAAGGCUACAACCUGUCGCUCCUACGUAUAAUUUUACCGCACUUUUUACAAAGGAUGGUGUAAAUCACGUUGCGACUUGUGCAGGUAAAGCCAUCUUUUAUUCUGAAUAUUUCCAGAGGUAAAGUGAUUUUAUCAACUUCAAUCACGUUGGACAUGUGUUACAAUGGCUACAGUUGCAAAUUUUGGUGUCUUUAUGUGCUUCAAUAGCAGGGAGGUGGCUUCUGACUAGCAUGUCCGUAAAGCUUAACAUAAUUGCUAUAUUGACACAGAUAGUUUGUGUCUAAUUAAUCUAUUUUGAAGAAUUUAGAGUUUUUAAAAAAAAAUCAGUAUCAUUGUGUCAGGUAGCAUACAUGAAAUUUUAUAUAAACUCUACUUGAUCAUACAGAAGUUAUACUGUCAUUGACGUGAUUAUAUUUUAUCAGUAGCCCAGCAGUAGGCUUCUACCCUCAAGAGACUGUUCACUCUGUCACUCUGAAAGAACACGUAUUUGAAUAAUUAUUUGUUUUUCUUUCAACAGACCUGAAGAUAAAAAGUCUAUAAGUUUUAAACUUUUGCCAAAGGUCAGUUGGUCAUUUAUGACAUUAACUUUAAAAAAAAUUACUCCUAAUUAAACAUUAAAUAUGUUGUUCAGAAUUAUUCAAGAUGUGUAGGCUUGCAAAAUUAUUAGAUUAAUUGCAGAUGACAUAAUAUUUUGUCCACGUUUCAGACUUAUUCCAAAGGAAUGGUUGUAUUACAAUUUAUGCAUAUUUUAAUGAAUUGUCAAAAUAACUAUAAAAAUAUGUUUGUUUUAAGAUAAAAAUGUUUACUUGAUCAGAAGCCAACGCGAGUAAUGCAGGAAUGUCUGUCCAGACUUUAUGAGAGGGCCAGUCAGCCCAAUGUACAGAAGCAAGCCAGUGAUGAGGUAUCACUAGAGAUGACUCACUUUGACCUGGACUUUAGAAGGAAGAAACAAGAUGUGAGUCUGGAGAGUUCAUUCUUCAUGUGUUAAUAACAGGUUUAUUCACCCAGUUUUAUUUAACAACUAUUCUCAUAUUUUUUUUUGUCCAACCAAGAUUGCUCAGUGUGUCAUAUACCUUUAUUCUUAUCUAUUGCCAGAUGCAGCUAGAAUUAGCCAUUCAAGAGGUGUUCCUCAGAUUCACCGCCAGUCUACUGAAAGAUUACAAGAAUUUCCUCAAUCCUAUCACCAAGCAGCCCAAUAGCCGUACCACAGAUGCCUCAUCCUUGUUUGAUAUGCAAGGUCAGUCGGGUCAACAUUCAAAAUAACUCACCAUGUCUUUUUUUAUAAAUUUCAAAAGAUUCACUCAAUCAUCCCAAUCAGUUAGUUAAAGAAUAAUGGCUGUUGAAUCUCUUGUUAACAUAUGAGAGGCUAAUAAUAACAUUUAAAAAAAUAAUUUUUAAGCACCAAAAUAAUAGCAAUGAAAGACUCAAAUUGAAAGGACAUUGAAUAGUUCUCCAGACCUUGGUGUAUAUAAGAUCAGAUUCUGAAUUCACUAACCCCAAAAGUUUCUGUUGUGUCUUUUCAGCAUCAUAGCAUUUCAUUUCUUAAAUAAAAAAGUUGAUGGUUUAAUAAAUACAAGAUAACAGAAGGACCAAUUGAUAAAUUUGGAGCAAUGAAGAUAUUCACUGACCAUGGCUAAACUAAGCAAACAUGAUAGAAGAAGCUAAAAUGGGCAGUACGAUGUAACCUCAGAUAACAAAUGCCCAAUUUAACAAAAAAAAUCAGUCACCAAUGUUCGUCUCUGUUAACGAAUGAUACAUUGGGGUAUGAAAGUGUCAGCAUAUGCCCGUACAGACAAUCCUACGGGCUGGGCAGUGCUUUGGGGCAUUAGCAUUAAACACCAUGUCCCAGUGCAGUGUUACAAAACACUACUGACUUUUUGUUAACUCUGCACUCUUUGUGUUAUGUUGACCCUCAUUAUUGCACCUAAAGAAAAAUGUGUUAUAGACAGGAACCAUGUUAGUGUGGAAGUAAAGAAAGAAAUUAUUUUAGAACAUAAAUGACAGUAGUGGUGUAUUUACUUAUUAAGGAUGUUUUAAUUUCAUUUGAUUCUUUUCAUUAAAACACAUACAAAUGUCAAUGUACAUUGCUAAGACUAGAACAGAUUCAUGAAGUUACAUGGAUUUCAAAGGGAACAAUUAUUUCGGUUAGCCAAUGUUUCGUAGUCACGGAAUGAAUAAAUUUUGUAAUCCAAGGUUCCACCAUAUUUUUAGAGAUAUUAAAGUUAUUUUACCAUAUUUUUCACAGCCCACAUCCUUCUAUAGAGUGUGGCUGCUUGGGCACAAACAUGGUAUUCAUCUAAUGUUCCAUUUUUCCAAAUUUUAGUUUAGCCUUUUUGUAUAGUCAUUAUAAAAGACAUAUUCUUUCCUUUCAUUAGGUUUCCUAAAAAGUCGAGACAAAACCAACACCAAAUUUUUCUCCCAAAUGAUGCGUACACAAAUGUUCUUCCGCUUCAUAGAAGAAAGAUCAUUUGUAUCAGACAAGGAUGCCAGUCUGGCUUUCUUUGAUGAAUGUGCCGAGAAGGUCAGGGUCUACUCAUCUAGUUUAUAGUGUAUUACAUUUGAUCAGUCGCCUGGUUUUCUAACAAGUAUAAUGUUUAAACUUUUAUUGUAUCAAAGCUCAUUUUAAAUAUUAGUGAUGUAUUUAGUUAAAAAUAAAUUAUGGCACAUUUCAAACAUUGUUGCAGGUGGAUGAGUCAAGGGAAGAACCAAGACUCAUCGACAUUGACAACAGUCAAAUGAGGUAAACGGUGGCAAUGUGACACUAAAGAUAGUUAUUAGUCUUGCAUACUUGGUCAUGUAAGUCAAUAGACUUGGUCAUGUAAGUCAAUAGACUUGCUAAGAAAACAAAAACAGAAAUGUGAUGAUGAAGGCUUCCUGCCGACUCGUUCGUUGUUUUGUUGCGUUCCUUUUUUUUUUCAGGUUUUCCCCAUACUUUUUCUUACUCAUUUCCUUUUGCAGAAACUUAAUAAAUUCGGGUCAGGUAGAAAGCUUUUAUUAUUAUUUUAAUUUUUGGGACUAAUUUGAACAUUGUUGUCUGUUCUAGUGAGAGAACUGUCUUCAUUAUGCCACCAGAACCAGUAGGCCUACCAGAGGGAGUCAAGUACAGGUACGUUUCAACUUAGCAAAUUAUCAAACUCCGCAUGUGAGCAAAGCCAACUCAUAAAGUGUGGAGUGUGGGUCAGGUUGAGGCGUUCCUUCAUCAACACACUCACUAUUAGUUCACAUAAUGUACCUGAACAUUUACAAUGUUCAAUCAGUUACAAUCUACAUAUAGCACUGAGUGAUUCACAAUGUACCUGAACAUUUACCAUUUUCAAUGAAUUACAAGUUACAUAUAGCACAGAGUCAUUAGUUAAAGUUAUCUUACUGCUCAAUUAUCACAUUUGUUUCCAUUUCUGAAUCUUGGUGGUGAGACUGAAAUGCUGACAACAUCUGCGGUACAAGAAAGAAUAUACAUUUACAAUCACGUUUCCUUAAGGAAAUUUUUAAUCAGGAUUUCAGAGUUAGAGUCUUUGAUUUUAACUUGACAAUUUACUCAAAAAUUUCUCGAACCCCAAAUUAAAUAUGUUUUAAAAUGCAGUUUGUAAGAAUGAAUAUUUUUAUUUUAUUUUUUUAAUGUUGAUAAUUAGCCAUCACUAUGCAUUUCUCUAACAUACAAAUAUCUCCUUACUAGCUUUUCUGAUUUAUUUUCUGUUGCAGUUUAUUAGUUAUUUGAUAAUCUUUAUUACACUGUUUUGUUUCAUCUCACAUCUAUGACAUAUUUAUUGAUCUCAACUAUUAGCUAUGGCAAGUGCCUUUUUUUUUUUUACUAUUGUAAGUAAGAUUUUAACUUCUGUGAUAAUAUCUGAUCCCACAGCUACAAUGGAUUUCCUGAACUGAAGCAGGAGCUUUUCCUGACCAAGAAGAAAUCGGUUUUAAACAUCCCAAGCAAACAGCUGUGUCCCAACAGCCCACUCGCCCGCAGAACCAAGCAAGAAGUCAAGUCUGCCCAAAAGGUCAAUUGAAAUAUGCAUUAGAGUUUGUAUGAAUCAUGAUGGUGUGUCGAUAACUAAAUGCUAAUAAUUAUAAGAUUUGUUUGCAUAAAUCAUGAAAAGUAUUCGAUAACUUACUUCAAUAACUGACCUCAAUAACUGACCUCUAGUUAUGAUUUUUUUAGCCAUAUUUCAAUUAAGAAUGGAACCCUUUUCUUCCAAGCAUACUUCAAGCUUGUAUCUUAGUGUACCUCAGUAAUUGUUUUGACAAAGUUUUCAUGUGUGACGACCCUUCUAACAUGGCCGCCAUUAAUUGGACAUUGUCUAUGACCCUUCUAACAUGGCCGCCAUUAAUUGGACAUUGUCUAUGACCCUUCUAACAUGGCCGCCAUUAAUUGGACAUUGUCUAUGACCCUUCUAACAUGGCCACCAUUAAUUGGACAUUGUCUACAUUUCAUGCUUUGUAUUAUAUUAAUUGGUAAACAUCCCUGUCUUGUUUACAACAGGUUGCCCAGCAACAGGUUGGAAAUCCUGAAACCUGGGCUAAGUAAGUAUACUACUUAUUAUAGGUUGCUCAGCAAAUAUUUAGUCAAGUAAUUGCAAAUGUAGUCAUCAGACCAUAGAGGUGUUGUCAACCAGCUUUCACUCUUGUCAAAGGUCAUAAUCAUUUCAUAAUCUUAAAUACGUGUUUGUUCAAGUUUGUCUUUUUACCAUAUUUCUUGCACAUGUAAGGUACAUUGUUUUUGUUCCAAAUCAAUCAGUUAUUGUUUUAUAAAAACCACUAUAUGUUUUAGUUAUCUUCCAAAGGAUAUUAAGUAGCCGACUCAGUGAUAUAACAAAGUAUAAAAUGCUGUACCAUGUUAAAUGUUUUAAACUGUGUUCCCAUUGAGGGAAUAGGUGGUCUUCUUUAGGGGACUAAUUAUGCCCCUUGUAUUUUGGUUAGUGGCUCAAAUUCCGUUAAGGAAAGUCAUUGUUUUGACCGGACUAGUCGUUGGAUGGGGUUACUUUAAGUGAUGGGCAGGGGCCAGGAGAUAUUUAUUGACCUCUGACCCAAUGUAGAUUUGUCUAAAACACUUUUACAGAUGCCUGUUGAGCUACUGCUACAGUCUGUGGUUUGUUGUGUUUCCGGCCUAUGUACAAGCCCAGCCUAAGAAGCUAGAUGUCUUGAAAGUUGGCUUCUUUGUCAUGAAGCAGAUGCAAGCUGCAAAACUUAUCACAGUAGAUGAGGUGACACAGUUAACUUUGGAUAUUUGUGUUUUGUUUUAUUUGUUAACAAGUGCAAACAUUUGUAAAGUAAUGCUCAAAUUCAUAAUAAUUUCUCAAAUCUGUUGUCAAAUCGAUGGAUUUAUUAUGCAAUAAAUAAUGCAGAAGUUUGAUAUAUUAAACAAUUGGUUCUAGCAUGUUUUAUUUCAUAUGUAAUGAAAUUAGAUGAGAUUCUAUCAUGUGGUAGAUUAGUGCACAGGUUUGAUCAUAGAUUGGCUAGCAUUUUAGUCUGUGCUCAGUCCUCUGUGUCUCGUACUACAGCUUGAUAUUUUCUUAUCUUUUAAAGAGUUUUUUUAAAAACACUUUAACUUAGUAUUCACUAUAACACAUAGUGCAAAUAUUUCAUAUUAUUUAAAAGUUGAAAAUUCACAUGAGUGUGGUGGAUAUAACGGUUUGUUUACUUUGAUUGUUCAUCUAUUUCAGCUGUGUUAUCGUGUGCUCAUGCAGCUUGCGGGUCAGUACAAUAAGCCAGGCCUGGCCGUCCAAGUAUUCUCACAAAUGAAAAAACAUGGUGUCCAACCAAAUGCUAUCACCUAUGGCUACUAUAAUAAAGUAUGUACCUUGAAUUUCAUAAUAAUAAUCACAUAGAAUGGCAGAAUUUUAUACGUGGUAUUAAAUACAGGUGAAAAUAAAUAACCUGUAAAAGUUUUAACAAUUUAAUAUGCACGUAUUGUCAUAUUCAACUGACCGGUUAUUAGCAUAGGCUUGGAUAAUUAACAAUAGUGUAGGCUUGGAUAAUUAACAAUACCCUAAUGUCUGUCCUGUGUAAGUUUCUUGAUACAAGUUUUAAAGCUCUUUUAUAGGUUAUCAUUAAUUAUUUGCCAUCAUCUGGUGAGCAGAUAUUGCCCUGAGCUUAGUGAUGCGUUCACUCUUGACUUCUUAUCUUAUUUUUUUCAUGAAAGCUUAUUUCUGCUACUUCUUGAGUCCUUAUACUUCUCUUGUACAGCUUGAUCAAGUGAACAAUCGCAAUUUAUAUUUAAAAGGUGAUGCUUGAGGCCAUCUGGCCAUCUCCCCAGUCCAAAGGGCGUCUGAGGUGGUUGAAAAUUCGCAAUGUCAUUAUUGGAGUGGCCCAGUUCCGAAGAGCCGUGCGACGCCGAAGUAUCUCUGUGUACUCCAACUCCGGCAGUGAGUUUGAUCAGAUAAGUCACGCGAGCACGGACAGUUAUCUGGGGGACUCCCAGACGCAAGCCAGGCUGGAUGCCGCCAAGACGGACACCACUUCAUCCGUGGUGAGGGAGGCCGGUCAAGUUAUGGAUGACGUGCUCAACAAGAAUAAUGGCAGCUUAGAGGAGAGGAUGAGCACAGGUUAGUGUGGCUUGGUUAGGUUUUUGAUGCAUAAAACAAAGUAUUUUAGAGAAAGUAUUUAUUCACUGUCACAUUUCACUUGUGGAGAAAGUAUUCACCUUAUUUCACCAAUGGCAACAAUUCCUUGUAUAAAUUCCAUAUCAUUUUAUCUAGGGUACUAAAAUAUAGCAAUGAAAUGUUGUAUAAUUCAAUAUGCAUUUAUAAUAUAGAAAUGACUUUCCAAGUUCAUGUAAAUCUGUUGUGUAUUUGGGUUUUCCCUUAUAACCUAUAGUGGUAUGUUUCUGAUGUGCAGGGGGUGUAUCAGACAGGGGUUACAAUUCCAUGACACAGGAAGAUGUCAAACGGCUGUCACAAAUUGUCAUAUCUACCAGUGACAAUGGCAACACAAGCUCCUCCCCAGCCAGUGACAACAAGUCAAAGCUGGAUGCCUGGAACCCUCUCAACUUCCUGGUGGGUGGCACCGCCAAGGCAAGGCCGCACUCUGACAAGGUCAAGAAAGGUGGGUUGAUGAUGGCAUCCUUUUUGCUAUUAUUUUUUAUAAAUACUAAGAUUAUUUAAUCGGACCCCAUGUUGUGUCCCGUUCGUAAUUUUGUGCACUGUUAAUCCAUAAUGUUGUAAUAUUUGUUGUGUAGAGGUGCACAUCAUGGAAGACAAGUGGAGACAUCACGGCCACAGACCACGCGUGGGCAGUAUUGUCAAACGCUCUGUCAGUUCUGCACCGUCCACCCUUGUGGAUGAUUUUGAUAAGCUGAAAAGCUCCUUAUGUAAGUGAGAUUUCUUCCUCUCCUUAGACCAAAGCUGGCAAAACCAAUCCACUGCCAUAACUGCCGCCUCAAUCUAUUCAAAGUUAUUGACAGUGGAAUACCUGCUGGGUUGUCACAAAUAAAUGUUAAAUUUCUGGGCUGUGUUGUACAAAUAAAUGCAAAAUGUGUGGGCUGGAUUAUCAAAAAUAUUAAUUUUUAUUACUCUAGGAUAAAUAUUUAUCAAAAUUGUUUUAAAUUAUUCAUACUUUAUUGCUUGCCACAAGCUUCAUAAUUUACUUCAUAUUAAAAUAAUGAACAAAUUUGAUACCAUCAUAUCUCUGUGCACUUUUACAGUAAACAAUGCAUGUGGAUUGGUGAUACUCAGCAAGGCUUGUAUAGAGAGGGGCUCCUUUUUGCCGGACACCGACUUACGCCUUCAGGUAGAGGAAGCUAAGCGACGCAGACACCGCAGUGCCGGCGAAGGCCCCAAACCAUCCCGGUCCAUGAGUCUGUUUGCAAGCUGGCGGCCACCACGGUUAAAUGGCUCCAGCAACGACACGGAUGAACAGACGAAGCUGAUAUUAAACUUCUCGGAGCUGAUGAAAAAGGAGGAAGAGGGGGUCAUUGAUGCAAGUUCCCUUUCCAGUAAACAAAACACCGAGUCAGUUUUUGAACCUUCUGGUGAUGUUGUGUCUGGCGGUGAUGCUGGCAAUACUUGUGUGCAAUCUGUUUCUAAUGUCAAUGGACUUCCGACAAGCUCCCACCAUUCCUCCCACCCGCCUGAAACUAACGGUAGCCUGAGCACGAGCUCUCCGUUAUUGACUAUUGAUGAGUCUGAUCACCUUCUUGAUUCCACACCUACUGUAUAUUUAGAGGGUGGACCGGUGGUCAAGAACCCACUGCAAGAGUCAUCCGCUGUGGGGGAUUCAUCCAAUUCCUCUAGUCAUCAGUCAAAAUCCAAAGGUCUAACUAAACCAUCACCACCUGGACAGCAAGUAACAACCAGUAAAACCCAAUCCGCUGACACUGACACUUGUUCACCCGGUGACAUACUCCCAACAACUGAUGCGUCUACUAAUGGAGUAACUGAUGUCAACCGCCGAGAAAUUCGCAGAUCCGUGUCGAUUCCUGAGGACAGACUCAGUGGUCAGUUCAAUGAGUCCUCUAUCAAGCAAUCUUUGAGUGAGACUGGUAAUACCCUCAACUCCCCCAGAGUUGACCAAAAGACACCAGUCAAAACACCGGUCAAAGCACCAGUCAAACAUAUCUCAGAAGAUUCCCAAUCCAUCAACUCCCUCUCCGACUCCAAGAAAGAGGGACCCAGUGAUUUUGUCUUGAGACGGACUCAGAGUUUGAAAAAAACGAAUGAAACCAUCGGCAGUUUCCUCAAAUUUGCAUCAAAGGCGGCAUUCACAAAACUGAAUGAGCUGAAACAGACUAUAACCACCCCAAUAAAAAAUGGCUCCCUGGGCUCUCUCGGGUCAUUGAGUCAGUCGGUGGAGGAGCUCGAAGGCAACGAUGGGAGCAGUACAAGCGGCACCAUCCGAGAGAGGCUACGUCAUGGAGGCAGCCAGGAGUUGUUGAGUCCAAGUGAAGAGAGUGAUACGGAGGAUACAGACAAGAGAAUGUCUGGGGUGUCAUUUGGUAAGUAGCUAGAGGUGGCUCCUUGACAGCUGUGUGGCUCAUUGACAGCUAUGUGGAACCAAGCAUGUACUUACUUUAGGGACAAUUUAAUUUUCAAGUGUUUAACUUUUAAUGACAGCUAAAAUGCACAUGUUAAAUGGGAGCUGAUCAAGAAACAGUGGAUGCCAAUCCUGAUUAAACUAAAUCAUUCGACCCCACCGUACUUCAUACAUGUCAACUCCUAAGUCUUCUUGGAUUGAUUAUAUUCGUCAAGUUCUUUUCACACGUUGAAUGUGUUGUGCUAUUCCUACUAUCACUGAACAAACUCAACUCCUUUUCAUAAUAAUUAUAACUUUAAUGUCUAAGUAAAUAUUACACACAUAACACGUGAAUAUAGAGCAGCUGGCUAUCAGACAUAAAUAAUACACAUCCUACCACUUCAAAGUUCCACUCAAGACUGCCGCACGACUAAAACAUAUGUCACUGGAGUCACAAUACUGUAUAGACAAUACGUCACGAAUCAGCAUAAAAAUAUGUCAUAGAGACAAUGGCGGGAAGAGCGUUCACUAACUAUAAGAGUCAAGCUCGAGAAAAGCGUUCAACAACUAAUGAACAUAAUAUUCAGUCGCAACAAUUACUAAUGAACUCCCAUACUUGACAGGUGUGAAUUUAAUUUCUUUGUCAAAUUUAAAACUUUGAAGUUGAAAUUUACUUGACACUUAAACUUGUUUGUAUUAAUCUUAUUUUAGUGCAGCAAUAAUUUGUGUGCGUCUCUUGAGUAGUAGAUGGGACGUCCCUGUUUGUGUGUUUUUGUUUUUUUAUUUAAAUCAUUUAUAGCAACCUUUAACCACUUCAUUACCGCAGGGUUUUGGCAUCGAUUUUUGCCGACUCAGCAACAAAAAACUUUGCGGUGAAAUUUUCGGUAUAUUUCAUUCUCUAUCCGAUUCGCUUUUUAACUUCUAUAUUGAUUAACUAAUAAGGAAAUAUAUAGCAUUGAAAUUUGACGUCGACGUGACGUCCUGCGGUAUUUCAGAAAAGUUUAAAAUUUUUGUUAUGACGUCGAUGUGACGUCCUUGGUAAUUGAAAGUGAGUGAUCAUGACGUUGACGUCGACGUCAUCGGUAAUGAAGUGGUUCAACUACUGUGAUGACACAAUGUUCCUGGUUGGAUUAUUGAGCAUUCUUGUUAUUUUUUCCCGCAUCACUCUUCGGUCUCUCCUCCUUAUUCAGCUCAAACAUGUGUGUGACUAAACCUUAACACCUCUGAGCCACCUAACAGAAAUAAUAGAGAGUAGUCAGGAUAGGCUACUUUUAGUGCAUUAGAAAUGAGCCAAAAUGAUGAUUGAGGUGAUGGGAGUUUACUGUUAAAAUGUCAGCUUUCAUCACACAAGAUUAAUGCAGAUAUUUUCCAUACCACGGCUGCUGAGGAAUAACGCAAGUCAACACAUUAAACAGCCUUGUAAAUUUGCUCAAAUAAAAAUUUCCCUUCAUCGUAAUUCCACAAAAAAAUUGAUAUAUCAGCUACAUCUUUUUGCUCUUCAAGUGUAAUGGAAAAACAUUCAAACUCUCUGUCAUCGCUUUUCAUUCGGGACACAAUAUUGCAUUGUGGAUCUUCUACUUUAUGAGCAACUGCCCAAAUUCUAUUAGUCUUAAAUGAGUCUUUUUUUUUUCUUCUUCAGAAUAAUUUCUUCAGCAGUUGAAAGAAGACAAGACAUGAUUUAAUUAACACAUUCUCGGUGAACGGUUUCCCUUGUUGGGCUAAAAAGUGAAACACCUAGAAACAUGCUCUUGCCGCUGCUCAGUUGUCAGCUUUCUUCUUCCUAAAUAGAAACUGCUAUGAGGACAAGUUGCGCUACAAACUUUUGAUGUUGUCAGAACUGAGAAUAUAUUGACGAAUAAUUAGUUUGAUAAUGUUGUCUGUGAAUGUUGUCAUCUUUUAGCGCAGCCAACGUCGUGUUGCAUAUUAAACAGAUCACUUUGUUACCUGAUUCAAAAAACAAAGUCGGCCACACCCCAUUUUUCUUAUGAAACACUGCAUUCCCUUUCAAUGUGUCUCUUCUCUCCUUGUCCUAACAUUAAAGUGGGAAACUCCAAGUUUGAAGGCUCCAAUCAAAAGAAGAACUGACAUACAAAACUGCUGUGCAGGGAGUACACAGCUGAGAUGGUAAUAAACGCGGCUCUGCCGGAGCAGAGAGAAAUAGAUCAACUUUAAUCAACACUGCACAAUACAUAUUGGCUUGAACUUCAAAUCCACAUUCAUAAAAUUUGAGACGAAAACUCCAUUUUAUUUAUACUAACUUAGAACUAUUUUCCAUGGGUGAAAUGUUAAAAUAACAAGAAGAAACUGAUUCUUCCGGGUGGGUAAUCUCCUAAAUACUGUUUUGACACAGAUGUCCAUCAAUGAUUGUACUGAACCUUAGACGUUAUAUUGUUGCGAGUGUACAAGCUGACAACCCAUAAUAUGUCUUGUUUAUUUCAGAGAGUGCUCCGUCUCCAUCCUACCUUGACGAUUAUAACAGGUUUAAGGAUGGCACUUGUAGCAUAGCCACUGCAAUAAGUUCAUCAUCUGAGAAGUUGGACGACGUCAUCAAAGUAAGGCUUUGUUCUUUGUCACAAGCUCCACCAUUGGGUUAUGGUCAGGAUUAAGCCAUACAAACUAGUUUUAUUUAUGUCACAUACAAUUAGCAUGCACCCAGUCAAACCAAUUCUCCUCAAUAAAUUGCACAAGAAAUGAAAGAAUGCAAAUAUUGAUUACGUUGAAAUUAACCAAUGUACUGCUGUGCACACAAUACUGCUGUUAUUUUAACUAAUUAAAUUGAUCCCGCUGCACAUCUUCUUCCAUUGUGGUGACAUGGGGGCUUCUCAUCCGGGAUUGGUGAACCUCGUUAUUUUCAUACUUGAGGUAAAGUACAAGAACAUUCUUAGUAUUCAACUUUAGUGAAGGCUUUAUGCCGAAACGUCCUUGUUUUUUGUCCUGUUACCUUAUUUCAAGCUUCCACAUACCUCGUUUCACCAUUUCAUUCUUUUCCAUUGUGGAAGCAGGUUGUAAUUAUGUUUAAAAAUUGGUGUUAUAGAAAUGUAUUUUAGUUUGAUUCCUUAUGAACUGUUUAUUCCUAUCUUGAACACUCAAAAUAAAAUGAGUAAAACAGAGUAGGGUUAAACCUGAAAAAAUAAACGCAACAAAACAGCGAACGUUUCGGCAGAAAGCCUUCGUCAGCGAACAAAACAACAGAAAAAACGGUAUAAAAAUAAAAAUAAGAAAUAGCACUUAGCUGGUAGGUAGUAUCUGUGGGCAGCAAUAGAAGUAAAAAAUACAGUUUUUUUCUGUUGUUUUGUUCGCUGACGAAGGCUUUCUGCCGACUCGUUCGCUGUUUUGUUGCGUUUAUUUUUUCAGGUUUAACCCUACUCUGUUUUACUCAUUUUAUUUUGAUUGCAGUCUCUCCCCCUAUUACCCCUUGAACACUCAGUCUUUCAUGAAAAUCUCCAUGGAAAUGAAUUUUUAAAGACAGUACGUUUUUAAUGUGAAAUUUACACAUCAAGAAAUUUUUGUGUGUGCAAAAGUUUGUGCAUUCAAUUUACAGGGUUUAGAUUUUCAGACCAAUUUAUUAAAGAUUUCUGCAGUCAUAAUAUGUUCCCCUUGAAUUGUACUAACAAUUUGAACAAUUAGAUAAAAUUUAGUAGUACAUUUCAAUCAAACUGUUGUUUUUAUGAUUGUCAGGCUGCCAUGGAGUUGAGAUAAGAUUUUGUGGUACAUUUCAAUCAAACUGUUGUUAAUAUGAUUGUCAGGCUGCCAUGGAGUUGAGAUAAGAUUGUGUGGUACAUUUCAAUCAAACUGUUGUUAAUAUGAUUGUCAGGCUGCCAUGGAGUUGAGUUAAGAUUUUGUGGUACAUUUCAAUCAAACUGUUGUUAAUGUGAUUGUCAGGUUGCUAUGGAGGUCGAGAUGAGCUCCUGUUCUCGCUGUACCAAGUGUAACCGUCUGAUCUAUGAUGAGGAAAUAAUGGCCGGUUGGUCAGCUGAGGAUUCUAACCUCAAUACAAGGUAAAGCAUGACUUAAAGGAAUAUUAAAAUCGUAAACAGUUCAAAUGUAAUUAUUAAUAGUUGGCUUUCCAGAUUCUGUGUUCAUUUUUUUAUUUUUUAGCACACAUUUUCCAUGGUUUUGUUGGGUGUGAUUGAUCUGUCUACAUUUAUUACCUUAUUGAUAUGCAUUCGUUGGGUGUGAUUGAUCUGUCUACAUUUAUUACCUUAUUGGUAUGCAUUCUUAGCAGGCUUUUUACCGUAAUGUUUAAUAAAAAAAAUUCUCAACUGUUUCCAUCACCUCAUUUCAGCUGUCCUUAUUGUCAUGCUAAGUUUGUGCCUCACCUGCAGGUGUACAUCAAGGUAAGACUAACAUUGUAUUCUUUAUAUCAAGGUAAGACUAACAUUCAUUUAUUUAUUCAUCCUGAUAAAGGACUGUAAACCUAGGCUUUCCAUACAUCUUGUUAUCAUGUAUUAUAUAUCUGUUGUAACUGUAAGAAUGAAAUUUCCCCAGACAUCUUGUUAGACGUAUCUAUUGUAACAGUAAAAAUGUAAUAUCCCCAAUGUUGUGUUCCAGGACUGGAGGGGUGAUGCAAAGGCUCUUGUGUUUAACAAUGAACAGACAUACCCCAUCCAGGAAAAGCUUUUAGCCAACUCAGACCAACCUGAUGGAUUGGCCGUCUCUAAAUUAGAAGAGGUUGGCACACCACCAGACCCGGAGAGUGUCCAGAGCUCAUUAGAUCGAGGCGACAUGCCGUUAACAAUGGAAGAAGCUGCCAGCACCAUAAGACGCAGGUGCACCAGUGAAUGUUUAACCAAUGUGACGGAUACGACACCGUUUGGCUCCAGCAUGGACAGUCCUCCUCAUACUUUUCAGCGAUCACCUCUUAGACUCUCCAUAGAGGAGGAGGCAGAACUGGGAGAAUGUCCUCAAGACAAUUCUGUGAAAAAAGAGUUCAUGUCCAGGUCAGUUUUUAUUUUACUUUACAGAAACAGAAAACUACAGAAUGUGUUUCACUCAUAAGGUUGAUAUUAGGAAAUACAAGUUUAGCUCUAUAGUAGUCCAAUGUUAUGAAGGCUUAUUUCUAUAGAAGUCCAAUGUUAUGAAGGCUUGUUUCUAUAAAAGACCAAUGCCAUGAAGGCUUGUUUUUAUAAAAGACCAAUGUUAUGAAGGCUUGUUUCUAUAAAAGAUCAAUUUUAUGAAGCAUCUCUGGAAGAUGACUCGGUAUCAAGAACUAGGGUUGAAAAUUACUUGCCUUUUUAUGACCAUGAACUCUUCUAGAACCCUUGUUCCAGGGCCAGUGUAAAGAAGUACUUGACUAGGACUGAAUCCUUGAACCACAGCUAGGGUUUUUGUCUGGAUUAAAAAGCAACCAAAGAAUGAAAAGAAGCAAUUAGCUCUCUUAAAUGAUACGUUUGUUUAAACAAGUGGAAAGAAUUUCUUAUGAAUGUAUAGAGAAUGAAGCAGAGACCCAUUCAUACCAUUAAGCAUCUUGAUAUCACUGUACAGGUCAGCAUCGUCCUCUGAGCCUGUCGUUGUCCCAUACCUCAGUCCCUUGGUACUGAGAAAAGAAGUGGAAUACGUCCUUGACCAUGAGAGUAAUUUGUGCCUUGCCUCUGAUACUUUUGUUGAAGACCAUCCCAUCAUUUUCUGGAACCUGGUAGGUAGUUGCCAGACUUGAAGAUUGAUUAAGGUUUGCUCUGUAAUAUCUGGAAUGUAUCUGAUAGUUUACAUUAUUCUAAUAAUGCUGAUCUCAUUUCAUUCACCAUAUCUUCCUACAGAUUUGGUUUUUUCGACGUAUAAAUGUUCCAACUCACUUAACUGGAUUCCUUUUAACAUCCAAAGCUUUCAACUGCAAUAAACCUGAGGUUAGUGGAUUUUUUAAAAUCUUUAACUGACACUAAAAUAUUGUGUAAAUAACUAAAAAGAAUAUAGAAAAAGUUGACAAAUUUAGAGAAGGUAAAAAAAAAAAAAUUCCAGGAAAAAUUGUCUUGCAAAUAAUGAACUGGAUUUAAUGUUACAGGCAUCUGACACAGAGAAAACAACAUACACCAGUCGAAACAUUUUGAUCCGACCCCAGUGGGACAAUGUGAGAAUCCAUGAUGAAGUUGGAUUACCCAUGUACUUGGCAUGGAGAGCAGGUUGGUCAUGUCAUGAUGAUGACACCACAAAUUCAUUUGUAAUUUACCACUCAUAUGUCAUGGCACUGUCACAUAAGUAAAAUAUAUCAGUUUAUACAUUGAAAAUGUAAGUGUAUAAUUAGACAUGGUGACAGCUGCAAUUUCAUUCUUCAACAGAUGACCAUGAGUUUUAUCAGGACUUAAGGACAGUAGUAUAACAUAUGACCAUGAGAUUUGUCAGGACAUAAGGACAGUAGUAUAACAUAUCAAUAGAUUAUUGCAUGCACUUGAAUAUUUUAUUGAAUUGUUCAAGGCUCUACUUGUUGUUUUUACCUGUGCAUAAAAGUCAUUCACUAAAGCCUCUUCCAUUUCCAGGUCACAAGUCAACAGUGGUAGAUGCUUUAGUCAUUGAGUCGGACUCUUUCAGUCGGCCGUGAGUAUCCAUAUUUUAUUUCAAACUUAUUGACCCUGCAAUUUUUGCUGCUGGCCUUUAUUUAUUCUAUGACCAGUAUCAUGGGAAGUUACUCUUGUCAAUUUCUGUCACAUACAGACUUUAUUCUAUGACCAGUAUCAUGGGAAGUUACUCUUGUCAAUUUCUGUCACGUACAGACUUUAUUCUAUGACCAGUAUCAUGGGAAGUUACUCUUGUCAAUUUCUGUCACAUACAGACUUUAUUCUAUGACCAGUAUCAUGGGAAGUUACUCUUGACAAUUUAUGUCACGUACAUACUUUAUUUAUUCUAUGACCAGUAUCAUGGGAAGUUACUCUAAUCAAUUUUUGUCACAUUUAGACUGGCUGGACUGAACAAAAUAGCAUCACUACUAUAUCUACCGUUAACUCGAGAUGCAUGAUGUCAGUUGUUUGCUAGUCUAAGUUUGAACUGUUAUUUUGUCUACAGAAUGAUGUGGCAGAUCAUCUCAUCCAUAAAACGUAAUGAUGUCAUGUCAGCCAUCAGAGCUGUUGCUAAUACACGCAGGCGAAUGACUUCACGUAAAAGACGCUUUAGAAGCAUGUACCGUGAAAUUUUAUUUUUAUCUUUUGCUGAAUGCGGCCGUGAAAAUAUUGAUCAUGGUAAGUCUAAAUUAGCCCAGAUGUUUCGUGACUGAGUGUAAAUAAUACCAGUAGUUUAGUGAUUGGGUCUAAAUAAGCAGUUCAUCCCCGGGCACGUUGAAGUGACGCAGAACAAUAGGGCUGAUGCUCUUGCCCGUGAUGGCGCAGCCCAAACCUGAUAGACCCAUGACCCUGCUGGGUCAAAGCUUGGCUGAAAGACCACUUCUGAGAGGAGUGGCUUAACGGUUGGGCAGUAGGGACUUCUGGACAAAAGCUCUCCCGAAGAAUGCCAAGACCGCACAAAAGCGAUCCCUGGUGGAAACUUGAGAGACAAAAGCAUAGUCUCAUCACCCAGAUGAGAACAGGCCACUGUACAAUGCGCAGUUAUCACCAUCAAUUAGAUAACAGAAGGGCUCAAAACUGCCAAUUAAAUGGCCAGGCUGACAAAACAGUGGACCACCUGGUGGUCGGCUGCCCCAGAAACAGAAGUGGGGUCGAGACCUCUUUUGAAAAUUUGAUUUGCGGUGAUGUCCACCAGAUGAGACACACCGGCCGAAUACUGGCCCGGGCUAUAAGAGAGUGAUCACAGCCCGCAAUAGAGGAUGUAACAUUAGUAGAGACUGUGAGUCAAAAUAAGACCAGAUGUUUAGUGACUGUGAGUCUAAAUAAAGCCAGAUGUUUAGUGACUGUCAGUCUAAAUAAGACUAGAUGUUUAGUGACUGUGAGUCGAAAUGAGACCAUAUGUUUAGUGACUGUGAGUCUAAAUGAGUCCAGAUGUUUAGUGACUGAGUCUAAAUGAGUCCAGAUGUUUAGUGACUGUGAGUCUAAAUGAGACCAUAUGUUUAGUGACUGUGCGUCUAAAUGAGACCAUAUGUUUAGUGACUGUGCAUCUAAAUGAGACCAUAUGUUUAGUGACUGUGAGUCUAAAUGAGACCAUAUGUUUAGUGACUGUGAGUCUAAAUGAGACCAGAUGUUUAGUGACUGUGAGUCUGAAUGAGACCAUAUGUUUAGUGACUGUGAGUCUAAAUGAGACCAGAUGUUUAGUGACUGUGAGGCUAAAUGAGACCAUAUGUUUAGUGACUGUGAGUCUAAAUGAGACCAUAUGUUUAGUGACUGUGAGUCUAAAUGAGACCAUAUGUUUAGUGACUGUGAGUCUAAAUAAAGCCAGAUGUUUAGUGACUGAGUCUAAAUGAGACCAGAUGUUUAGUGACUGUGAGUCUAAAUGAGACCAUAUGUUUAGUGACUGUGAGUCUAAAUGAGACCAUAUGUUUAGUGACUGUGAGUCUAAAUGAGACCAUACGUUUAGUGACUGUGAGUCUAAAUGAGACCAGAUGUUUAGUGACUGUGAGUCUAAAUGAGACCAUAUGUUUAGUGACUGUGAGUCUAAAUAAAGCCAAAUGUUUAGUGACUGAGUCUAAAUGAUACCAUAUGUUUAGUGACUGUGAGUCUAAAUGAGACCAGAUGUUUAGUGACUGUGAGUCUAAAUGAGACCAGAUGUUUAGUGACUGUGAGUCUAAAUGAGACCAUAUGUUUAGUGACUGUGAGUCUAAAUGAGACCAGAUGUUUAGUGACUGUGAGUCUAAAUGAGACCAUAUGUUUAGUGACUGUGAGUCUAAAUAAAGCCAAAUGUUUAGUGACUGAGUCUAAAUGAUACCAUAUGUUUAGUGACUGUGAGUCUAAAUGAGACCAGAUGUAUAGUGACUGUGAGUCUAAAUGAGACCAGAUGUUUAGUGACUGUGAGUCUAAAUGAGACCAUAUGUUUAGUGACUGUGAGUCUAAAUGAGACCAUAUGUUUAGUGACUGUGAGUCUAAAUGAGACCAGAUGUUUAGUGACUGAGUCUAAAUGAGACCAUAUGUUUAGUGACUGAGUCUAAAUGAGUCCAGAUGUUUUAGUGACUGUGAGUCUAAAUAAAGCCAGAUGUUUAGUGACUGUGAGUCUAAAUGAGACCAUAUGUUUAGUGACUGUGAGUCUAAAUGAGACCAGAUGUUUAGUGACUGUGAGUCUAAAUGGGACCAGAUGUUUAGUGACAAGAAAAUAGGGAGCAAAGGAUGUGUGCGCGUUAAAUGCCGAUAUAAUGUUAAGGUUUUACCCUGAAAUUCCCUUCUUAAAAUGGGGUGUGUGUUAUACAUCUGUGAGUGUUAUACGCAAAUAAAUAUGGUAAUUUAUGACAACUAUCUGGAGGUUGUUAAUUGAUGACAACUAUCUGGAGGUUGUUAAUUGAUGACAACUAUCUGGAGGUUGUUAAUUGAUGACAACUAUCUGGAGUUGUUAAUUGAUGACAACUAUCUGGAGGUUGUUAAUUGAUGACAACUAUCUGGAGGUUGUUAAUUGAUGAAACUAUCUGGAGGUUGUUAAUUGAUGACAACUAUCUGGAGUUGUUAAUAGAUGACAACUAUCUGGAGGUUGUUAAUUGAUGACAACUAUCUGGAGGUUGUUAAUUGAUGACAACUAUCUGGAUGUUGUUAAUUGAUGAAACUAUCUGGAGUUGUUAAUUGAUGGCAACUAUCUGGAGGUUGUUAAUUGAUGACAACUAUCUGGAGUUGUUAAUUGAUGGCAACUCUCUGGAGGUUGUUAAUUGAUGACAACUAUCUGGAGUUGUUAAUUGAUGGCAACUCUCUGGAGUUGUUAAUUGAUGACAACUAUCUGGAGGUUGUCAAUUGAUGACAACUAUCUGUAGUUGUUAAUUGAUGACAACUAUCUGGAGUUGUUAAUUGAUGACAACUAUCUGGAGUUGUUAAUUGAUGACAACUAUCUGGAGUUGUUAAUUGAUGACAACUAUCUGGAGUUUGUUAAUUGAUGACAACUAUCUGGAGGUUGUUAAUUGAUGACAACCAUCUGGAGUUGUUAAUUGAUGACAACUAUUUGGAGUUGAUAAUUGAUGACAACUAUCUGGAGUUGUUAAUUGAUGACAACUAUUUGGAGUUGAUAAUUGAUGACAACUAUCUGGAGGUUGUUAAUUGAUGACAACUAUCUGGAGGUUGUUAAUUGAUGACAACUAUCUGGUGUUGUUAAUUGAUGACAACUAUCUGGAGGUUGUUAAUUGAUGACAACUAUCUGGAGUUGUUAAUUGAUGACAACUAUCUGGAGGUUGUUAAUUGAUGGCAACUAUCUGGAGUUGUUAAUUGAUGGCAACUAUCUGGAGUUGUUAAUUGAUGACAACUAUCUGGAGGUUGUCAAUUGAUGACAACUAUCUGGAGUUAAUUGAUGACAACUAUCUGGAGUUGUUAAUUGAUGACAACUAUCUGGAGUUGUUAAUUGAUGACAACUAUCUGGAGGUUGUUAAUUGAUGACAACUAUCUUGAGGUUGUUAAUUGAUGACAACUAUCUGGAGUUUGUUAAUUGAUGACAACUAUCUGGAGGUUGUUAAUUGAUGACAACUAUCUGGAUGUUGUUAAUUGAUGACAACUAUCUGGAGUUAAUUGAUGACAACUAUCUGGAGGUUGUUAAUUGAUGACAACUAUCUGGAGGUUGUUAAUUGAUGACAACUAUCUGGAGGUUGUCAAUUGAUGACAACUAUCUGGAGUUGUUAAUUGAUGACAACUAUCUGGAGGUUGUUAAUUGAUGACAACUAUCUGGAGGUUGUUAAUUGAUGACAACCAUCUGGAGUUGUUAAUUGAUGACAACUAUUUGGAGUUGAUAAUUGAUGACAACUAUCUGGAGGUUGUUAAUUGAUGACAACUAUCUGGAGGUUUUUAAUUGAUGACAACUAUCUGGAGGUUGUUAAUUGAUGAAACUAUCUGGAGGUUGUUAAUUGAUGACAACUAUCUGGAGUUGUUAAUUGAUGACAACUAUCUGGAGGUUGUUAAUUGAUGGCAACUAUCUGGAGUUGUUAAUUGAUGGCAACUAUCUGGAGUUGUUAAUUGAUGACAACUAUCUGGAGGUUGUUAAUAGAUGACAACUAUCUGGAGUUGUUAAUUGAUGACAACUCUCUGGAGUUUACCGUUUUUAUUGGCGUAUAACACACACUUUUUCUCCCUGAAAAUAAGGGGCAAAUGAUGUGUGCGUGUUAUACGCCGAUAUAAUGUUACGUUUUUUUACCCUGAAAUUUCCUUCUUAAAAUGUGGUGCGUGUUACACGCCGAUAAAUAUGGUAACUGAUGACAACUAUCUGGAGGUUGUAAUUAUUUUUGGUUGUAUUUAUUUAAGGAUGUAUGUGGCACAACUGUUUAUAUCUAAUUGACCCACCAUGAUUUUUUAUGUGAAUUUAGCACUGUUUAUAAGGGGAUCAAAUAAUGCACUAUUCACAUAUGCAAUUCAUUUAUCCAGAUGCAUUUGACAGAGAAUAUGGUGGGGCAUUCACUAAACUCCCAACUGCUGAGGUGCGAAGGUUGCAGCUGGAAGACCACCCCAAAUCUGACAAUAUCAUAUGGUGUAGGAAAGUUUUUGCUGAAUUAGAGGUGUAAGAAGUCUGUACUUGACUGCCGUGAGAACCAGCAUGAACUGGAGAACCAGCGUGUACUUGAGAACCAGUGUGUACUUGAGACCCAGCGUGUACUUGAGAACCAGUAUUGUCUAUAUCGCCUAGAGACCCAUCUUUUUUAUUACAGGUCCAAUAAGUUAAAUGUGCCCAAGAAUAAGAGAACAAGUCUCUCGCCCCUCGUGUGUCAGACUUGAACUAAAUGUGUUUUAUUCUGUUUGUUUGGAAGUAUUGAAAUCAUUCGGAUGCCUCCAAAAUACUCUGCUGGAAGGUUUGGUUCAGAUUUGAUUAAAGUGAAACUAAAAGUGAACUUAAGGUCUUUCAUGUUAAGUUUGAAUUCUUCCUCCUGAAUAGGACUGUGUCAGGUUUCUCCCUAAUCAUAUCAUUAUAGGGCAAUCCUAACAGCACAGUGGAAGCUUUGUUCCAGCCUAUUUCUAGAUGCUUACCAGGAUCUAAUGAGCUGUCAAAUUGAAGACAUUAACCUAAACAUUCCUCAACAGCCUGCUGUCAAAAUACAAUGAGUUGGAACUGAUUGACAAGACCAGCUGGUUCAUCUUUAUAACAAGUUUUAUGACAAGGAUGGGACACAUUGAACAGGAUUGAACCUGUUUGAGAUUUGGAAUUGUUGAACAGCAGGGAGCUUGCUCUUAGAAUUGAUUGCUCAGCAAACGUUCAAGGCAAAGGCUUACAAUCAGUUCUUAACAUUUUAUUCUAGUGAUGAAGAUGUUUUCAACAACUGCACUUCAUUGGGAGUCUUAUCAAGUGUGUUUGAUGAAGAUGUUUUCAACAACUGCACUUCAUUGGGAGUCUUAUCAAGUGUGUUUGAUGAAGAUGUUUUCAACAACUGCACUCAUUGGGAGUCUUAUCAAGUGUGUUUCUUGAAUGCAUGUUUUGUCCAAUGUUCAGCCCCACCCACAUUGCUUGAAAUGACAUUUUAUAAAAAAAACAUUCUGUUCAAGGGUUGUUUAACCCUAAGUGAGUGAGUGAGUGGCCUUUUCAAAGAUAGAUCAAAAGUUUGGGUCAAACGUCAAUUUAAUUGAGAAACUUAGAAAACAUGUGUUUGAUCAUCUGUGUGAUUUCUGAGAGUAAAAAAACCACAAGACAACGUGAGCUGACUUUAAACAACUUUUAAGAAUUCAAACACUUUUAAAUGUGAAUGUGUUUCAAAUGAACAACACCAAACAUUUCAUCAUAAUCCAUUUUAUUUAUGGAACUUAUUUUUUUUUUUGUGGGCCUGUUUUAGUCUGGUGGCUAUUGAUCCUAAUAGUUUAAAUUCAAAGUGAUUUUUUAAAUUAAUUAUAGUUUUUAAAGUGAGAAUUAUGCACCGCACAACAUACAUCCCUACAUAUAAAAUUGCAAGCUUUCAGUAGCUCAGGCAAGUGCUUAGUACUCAGUAGGUCAGGCAAGUAAUUAGUACUCAGUGGUUCAGGCAAGUACUUGGCACUCAGUAGUUCAGGCAAUCCAUGACCCCACCAAAAAGUUUUGAGCCUGGCAUCUCAUUGGUUUAUUUACUACAGGGUUGUUGUCUUUUUCUUUCUUUCUAGUGAAAUUCCAUAUGAUUUUAUUCUUUAAAACUAUCAUUGUUUUAAUAGUCCUAUCAGGAAAAGAAAAGUGUAAUGUGUAUGGAAUGAACUUCAAAAUAGAAAUUAUAACUAUUAUUUUAUAAUUAUGCAGUAUUUCUGUAAGUGUAUGCGUGUCUAUUAAAGUGUUAGUUGGAAUGAGAGUCCGGGCACCCAUCAGUAACUGAGUGAAUGUAACAGAUUAGACAUCCAUGAGUAUCUGUGUGGAAUGUAACAGAUUAGACAUCCAUGAGUAUCUGUGUGGAAUGUAACAGAUUAGACAUCCAUG
Molecule: messenger RNA, 38832 nt
Organism: Lymnaea stagnalis (great pond snail)
Lineage: Eukaryota; Metazoa; Mollusca; Gastropoda; Lymnaeidae
Source: the annotation of a GenBank genome assembly